UGGCAAGUUGUUGGGCAUGGAUCUGUGUAAGAGUGGCGACCAUCCUGUUGCACCUGAUCAGAAGUAUCCCUACAAUAAAAGUUAUUUUACAUGGGGAGAGCUCAGAUGCCUAGCGCGCUGCCUGGGGUUUCAAGAUUUUCUAUUCAAAAAAUUUACUCCCAAGGAAUACCAACUGACAGAAGGACUGCCAGACAACGUAUUAUUCUCUCAAAUCGAUCUAAAGGCAUAUGAUCCUGCACUCCAUCAAACGGUCAACAACCACAAUGCCGAGUACAAUAGAAAAGUAUUGAGAAAAGCGGCUCGGAUGCUCAGAGGCAGAAAAAUAACGUUUGCCACCCUUCGAGAUGCUCGUGUGGCUUUCUUCCUCUACGAAUCAGAAAACAUGUCAGGAAUCAAAGCAGACGAGAAAAUAUUGCUAAGAGCUCUCAAACUCUGCAAUCAUAUUGCUUCUCCUCUGCAUCUCACAUACGAGGUACGUCACAUGAAGGACCUUCACAUUACAGGAAGUCUGCAACUCUACGAAUUCUUGGAUCUCGUUCUAAUAUGCCGUUUAAUCGAUGACCAAAAAUUGGCAAAUUCGAGUGGCUCUGUAAGCCAAUGGUCAAGAAAGAAUGAGUUGUACAAGAUGGAUGACUUUGAAGACAUUUUCAUUACAGAAGAAGAACGGAUGAUCAAUUAUUUGGAUAAGCAAUUUCAAGUGUGUCUGUCCAUUUUUCGCCCUCAAAGAGACCUGCCUGCUCUUCUCCCCAACCCAAUGGAAGCAACAUCAGUAAGCGGCGACACAAGGAGAGAAAUGGCAGCUGCCGCUCGUCUAGCAGCGAAACCGUUGCGACCUGCCGUUCGGGUUUCGAACCGCAAGGUCGAGUCAAUGAGGCACUCGCGCACUUCUAGAGACUGUUGCUCGCCUUGUCCUCCGGUGGUAUCUGUUGAGGAUGCAACGGGUGGAAAUAGAAGACAUAGGAAUGGAGAUGAAGACUGUCGGGUUGGUGAUGACAUCAGAGGGCGAGAUAUUCCUGUCUCGCAGUGGCACUGCCAACCGGUCGUAUCCCAAAAUGAGAUCGACGAGCACAGAAUCCUGAUGGAGUCAUUGGAAUGGGACCUAAUGCUCAAGGAACAAUCAGGCCAUGUAUUUGAGGAAGCAAAGGUAACUGUGUAGCCACGCAUGCGUGGGUGUGUAUUGCGCACUGUCUGAUGUCACCUAACUACAACAGAAUGAUUAUUUUAGGACAGAUAUGUAUUGCAUGUAUAUACAAAUAAAUAAUA
This is a messenger RNA of Corticium candelabrum, 1263 nucleotides long. RefSeq lists its product as uncharacterized. The transcript has 13 exons. Bases 17 to 1156 code for a protein of 379 amino acids. Lineage: Eukaryota; Metazoa; Porifera; Homoscleromorpha; Homosclerophorida; Plakinidae. The record is from RefSeq and is a predicted model, not a curated record.